ACCUAAGUUUGAUGGCUUCGAAAGCAUAGACAAUUCCAGUUGACCGAGAGCGAUCCGAAAAGAUCGCGGAUUGCCUGUAGAAUUCGGUGUGGAUUGAGAUGUCGGAUAUCGGCAGCGGCGACGAGGGGCUUUCUAGUCAGAAAUAUCAUGGUCAAGGCAUGGACGCGGGAGGGAACAAUUUUGACUCCGGUCAGCAGCCGCAGGAGCAGGAGUUAGCCACGAAGAUGCUCCAGAUCCAGUCCAAGCGGUUCUACCUCGACGUGAAGCAGAACCGCCGCGGCCGGUUCAUCAAGGUCGCGGAGAUCGGCGCAGACGGUCGGCGCAGUCAGAUCUUCCUGGCGAUGUCGACGGCGGCGGAGUUCCGCGACCACCUGUCCGGGUUCAGCGACUACUACUCGUCGCUCGGACCCCCCAACCCGGACAACGUGCCCGACGACGGCAAGCUCAAGUCGGAGAUGAUGCUCAAGGACAACAGGCGUUACUACCUCGACUUGAAAGAGAACUCGCGCGGUCGUUUCCUCCGCGUCUCGCAGACCAUCACCCGCGGCGGCCCGCGCUCGCAGGUGGCGCUGCCCGCGCAGGGCAUGAUCGAGUUCAGAGACGCGCUCACCGACCUGCUCGACGACUUCGGCACCGACGACGGCGGAUCCGUGUCGGGUUCCAGCUUCAAGGGCGAGCUGCCCGAGGGGCGCCACCUGCGCGUCGACAACAAGAACUUCUACUUCGACAUCGGCCAGAACAACCGCGGGGUCUACAUGAAAGUCAGCGAGGUGAAGAGCAACUUCCGCACAGCGAUCACGGUGCCCGAGAAGUGCUGGGCGCGCUUCCGGGACAUUCUAGCCGACUACACCGACAAGAUGGGUCGCGCGCACCCCGACACCGUGCAGGGCGGCGGCACCGCGCGCGCCGGCGGCAGCGCCGCGCCGCACCCCGACACAGAGUCGUUCGACGCCCGGACUUGAUGCGGCGGCCCCCGCAGUCCGCGCCCGCGCCCGCGCCCGCGCCCGCGCCCGCGCCGCCGCCGCAUUACUACCGCAUUAUGUGUAUAUAGUACUUUAUAUACGUAGCCUGUUAUAUAUAACUCGCGGCUCGCGCGGACAUUCCGACCUCUGUCUCAUCCUCCGUUCUGAGCGUUCAUAGACGCGUUAGUUGUAAGGUAUUAAUGUGAUAAAAACACCUUUUUGAGCUUUAUUGUUUUAUCUUUUUUUUGUGUAAUUGUAAUUAAUUUGUCAAGUAUUAGGGCGGGAGCGCCCGGGUGCGGUCUCGUUUCGCGUUCGUGGCCUUUUUCUUUAUGUCGUCGCCGCAUUGAAUUUUCUGUCAAUGAAUUACUUGAAUGAAAUGUGACGCCGGCGAGCGGGGCGAUUUUGAAACGUUAGGAAACUUUGCGCCGGUCGCGGAGUCCCUCGCCUGAAAAUUACGAAAUAAAUGCUCCUAAAGAUUACGCUCUACGCUGACGCUAGCAUGAGAACGUCAUACGUGCGUUUGACGCUCGACGCCGCUAGCGUCAGCGUCGAGCGUGAUCCCUUGGAGCGGUUUUUCGUAGUGGAAUUUGUUAAUUGUGAUCGAAUCCGCCCCGCGCGGCCCGGGCGCUCCCGCAGCGCGUAACAUAGGAUAUAAAAAUUGGUAAAUCUAAAAAGAGAUUUUGAAAAAUGUAAAAAAAAUCAAGUUCAACAAUCGUGCACGCCUGGCCGAAAUCCUAACGACAUAAUAAGGAGUUACGUUGAUGUAAAAUGCCACUUAUCUAGUUCGUAGGGGUAUGUUUUUUUAUAUGGAUUAUUUAAUGAUACAAUGAUAGUGUUUUGACUGAAAACGAGGGAGCUCGCGGUCCGUCGAUGAAAUCACUAAAAUUUAUUAAAAUUAAAAAAAAAAUGCUGAUUACAUUUUGUUUUACAACUAAAUUUAAAGAACAUACAAAUGUAGCUUCUAUGACAAUAUGUAUGUAAGACAUCAGGAUGACAUUAGUGAUCAUGUGCUAUGAACUCAAUAUGCCUUUAUUUUGAACGGAAGUGUUCGUCAGUACCGCGGGUUCCCUUUUCGUGCACCGGGUGUUUACAGGGGGCAGGGCCGAAGCUAAACGACACUCACGACAUGGCGGUCAAUAUCAUGGCUCUACUUGAAUGGGCCUUCGGCGGUCAAACCGUCGGGGCAUAUGUGAAAGAAUUUAAAAAAGAUUAAAUCUUAGGCUUUCAUAUGUUAAAACUAAAAGCAAGUACGAGUAUACUAUAGAGAUGACAACGUAAUAAUAAGUUUGAACAGGAUUGUCUUAUGGUACUUUCAAUAGGAAUAAAUAAGUUCAAGGAAAAUAUAGAAAUAAUCAUCACUUAGGCCAAGAUUCAAACGUGCAACCUUUUGGAACAUCGGUCCAAUCGCACUAAACCAACUGAGCUGCUUUUUUCCAUUAUUCAAUUUAAAAAAAAGUAGUAUUGUUCGCACUUAUCUGCUUGAUAAAAAUUACUCUACGUUAUACUUGCUUUCAAUUUUAAAGUGAUAUUUGACGUUAUCGUUAGUGUCGCCCGCUCGGCUAUCUCGAAUCAUUAGGUAAGCUACGCAAGCUGUGAUAUGUGGGUACAGCCGAGGGUACAACUUUUGUACUGCGCUGGGAGGCUCGGCCGCACACUCUAUUCCAAUGGGGUUUUCUAAAUUGUGGGCAAAUGCCGCGGCCACAACACGCUCCGGACGAAUUACAAGGGAAUAAGAGAAAUGGCAAGAUUAAUGUCAAAACAAAUCAAAUAUCAUUUAUAUUCAGGCAACUAAGGCUCAUAUAAAAUCCUUAAAUCGUUUUGGCGACACAGUUUUCUGUUGCGUCACCUGGGCACUGUUGCAUAAUAAACUACAACUAAUAUUACAAGCGGAACUCCUUUUCUAAUAUGUGAAAUUAAAAAAGGAGUUCCGUUUGUAAUAUUACUUGUAGUUUAUUAUGCAACACGGCCCUGUUCCUGUGUAGAAUAGGAUUAUCGUGCGAGUUUUAGUUUUACUUCUGUUUAAUAUUUUGCCGUUGAAGUAGCUCGGCUGGUAUCACUAGCAGUUUUAUAAUAAAAUCAUACUGCUGGUGACAUAUAACCACCACCUGGUGGACUCUGCCUGUGAAGCCGAUGGUCCCGGGUUCGAAUUCCGGUAAGGGCAUUUAUUUGUGUGAUGAGCACAGAUAUUUGUUCCUGAGUCAUGGGUGUUUUCUAUGUAUUUAAGUUUUUAUAUAUUAUAUAUAUCGUUGUCUGAGUACCCAUAACACAAGCCUCCUUGGGCUUACCGUGGGACAGUCAAUCUGUGUAAGAAUGUCCUAUAAUAUUUAUAUAAAGGAAAAUAAGAAUUAAUGUGCAUACAGGGAUCGUCAAGGGUCGUCGGUUGCUUUGGUGUCACCACUUUUAUUCAUCACCUGAAUUUUGAAUGUUUAAUUUGAUUUUUGAAUUAUGUAGAUGACAUGUUUUCGUGUUUUUUUUAUAAAACCAAACUUGGAACAAUUCAAUAUAAAAACUACAACAUUUUCAGUCGGUGUUAGCGUCGAGCGUAAACGCUCGGAGCGUGUUUCGUGGCCCUAGGGUUAAGGCUCUAAGAGCAAGGGCGGGUUUUGGACUGUUUUUAUUUUUCCGCCUAAGGGUGGUGUUCCACCUGGCCGAAUUCUUUGCUUAAUGAGAGAGUGAGAGGCAAUGCAUAUUGUACAUUGUACAGGUGGGAUGGGAUAGCACCCGGUACCAAGCGGUACAGCCGCGGCCGAGCCGGGUAGGUUAAGGCGUAGGCACCCCGUGUUAGGGCGUGCUUUUAUUGUUGUAAGUUCAUCUGUACUAAGAAUUUCCAGAAACUAGGUUAUUUCUACUCAGAAUCAAGAACAAUAUAGAUUCUAAUAGGAGAAAUAAGUGUCCCAAUUAAAUUUCUACUAUUUUUGACUUUCCAUUGCGUUUCGCCGUAAGAAUCUUUGAAAGAAAAUUUGUGGCGCUUUUUCUUAUAGUAGAAUCAAUAGAGCUCGUGACUCUAAUAAACUCAAAUUUCUGGGAAUAUUAAGAACACGCCUGUUACAACAAUAAAGAAAAUCGCCCGUUGAUCGCACUCGAUGGGCCCGGUUUUUGGAACCUUUCGUGGCGAGUCGCGGGCGGACCCGUCGAACGCGUGGCGUGUGCGUGUGUAUAUAUAUAUAUUUGUGUGUGUGUGUGUGUGUGUGCGCGGGACGCACGCGGACGGCGCGGUGCUGUGUUACCGGGCUUCCGGUAUGUUACGCGGCUGUUCCAUUGUGUUAUGCGACGGAUCCGCUGUGUGACAACGGUUCUGCCGUGUGACGUGGAUGUUACGACUAUCCGCUCGGUGACGGGACGGUUCUGUUACGUUCCGUGACGCCGGUUCCGAUCCGUGACGCGACGGUUCCGUUCCGUGUUCCGUCGGUACCGCUCCGUGACGCGGGCCCGCGCCGUUCCGCUGUAGUUUAAGUUCAGCACUACACCGGGCGUCGGACGUGCCUUUAUUUACUAAUUGUCUUAUUUUGCAUUUUUUUGUUUUUUCUUUACAAUAAGUGCAUCACCCGUUUUCACCCUCUAAUGGUAGCUCCGCGCCGGCGACGGCCCGCGCGUUAUGCGGUUAUCAUUGAUGCGGACCCGCACGCCGCUCCGGGGUGCGAGCGAGACAGCGCUAUGCACCGUAUAUACCGUCCCGCGCGCACACCGGAGCGCCGCGCGGAUCCGCAUCUGUGAAGACCGCCUUAUCUCGUUAUAAAUGUAAUAUUAUGUAUAUCUACGAAUUCGAGUCAGGUUAGUAGUAUCUCGUGUUUAAAAUUUUAUUGUGUUACUAAAUGAUAGGGUAAUGUUUUUUUAUUAGUGGUACGUUGCCGACAGUUGUGAUGUCUCCGAUCCUUUUCCUCAUCGCUUCGCUCGUCGCCUCCGGACCCAGAAGGGCCUUCACUAGCCUUUACCUCACAGUAACUAAAGUACUAAAUAAGAGUCAAUGACUAUAGAGACUAUUGUGCAAAACGAAGUAUAAAUGCAUAUGUCAGCUUGAAGUCAAAUUAAAUGUUGGCUGGUCUGGUUGGCUAUGCUAUGGUUUAUGGCCUGCGAUGCGACAUGCGACGCCGGAGCGCCGGACGCGGCGAGCGAGCGGCGAGUCCUAGAGUACUUGACCUACGGAGCUAUAAUAGAGUAGCCUGUAAACUAUGCAGUCAUCUCCUGGAGACCAUAAAUACUAAUAGUGUGGGAUAAGUUCGUGACGUCCGAUAAAAUGUUACAUAUAGAAAAAAAAAAGAUAAAAUAUAUAAAAAAUUAAUCACAUCUCUAUAGUAAAAUAGAAAUAUAUUUGCCGGCGGGGGCGGCGCGGGGCUUUGUGCGAGCCGCGGGGAGGUGCACUCGCCUCCGGGGGCGCACUCGCCUCCGGGGGCGCACUCGCCUCCGGGGGCGCACUCGCCUCCGCAGGGUGCGCUUGCCUCGCGAGGCGACCGGUGUGCCUCCUCGCGACUAGUGGCUUAAUUUUAACAACAAUUUAUGGUACAAAAUGUAAUUUUAGUUCCAUAGACGUUUAAGAUCUACAGAGUUUAUAUUUAGAGAAAAGUGAUUAAAACCGACUUAGCAUCGUCGAUAAAUAUAAUUAAUGUUACAUAUAUGUGUAUCCGAGUGAGGAGUGACAUAAAUUUAAUGUUAACAUAGAUCUAUAUGUUGUGAGCUAGUUAUCGCGUGGUGAUUACGUCGGCUGCAGGCCUCGAUGCGCGCUCGGCCCCUCCCUCCAGGAACCAUCUUGUAGUCGUUAGUCAGUCCCUGCUCCCUGCUCCCUGCCCAGUGCCCACCAUUGUUCUGUCAUCCCGAAAACACUUGUGUACUAAUGCACACCCUUCCACAUGAAAUUUUUCUUAUUAAAUGAAUCACACAUAAACUUACUCCCCUCUUCAGAAUUUAAUAGUAACGGAAACAUCCUUGUAGCCACUAAAUCUCCGAUAUGUGAAUUGAUAACACUUUUUCCAAGAACCUUUUGUACUACUAUUUUUAACAUGUGGCAUGCUCUUCUAGUAUAGAUACCAACCAUUCUCUUAACGGCGGGAGUGACCAGAGGGCGUAGCCUAGAUGACAACCGUCUAUCGACAAAUUCCGAUUGAAAAGUCAAAAUAUAUCGGGAUGGCAGAUGCGAUGACAAAUUACGCGAUCAUUUCAUACAUUAUUUAAGUUUCGAUUGUCAUUUUCUAUGUAUAUUCGGUUGUCACUUAGCUAGGCCCCUAGUAGUAUUAGAUGUGCAACGGCACGUUCAUGGCUAGACACCAGUCGAUGUGUAAUGGUUGGGUUGGGGCCCGGCGCCGGCGCGCGGCCUGCGGCGAGUACAGCGCUGCCCUGUGAUACCGCCCCCGCACCUCCCACGCAAGCUUUCACUUCUUCUGUAUGCGCUGCGCGAACGCCUGCCGACAGCCGAACGAACAUUCACUCACCAAUUACAAUAAUCGUUUGACUAUGGUCGAAAGAUUCUAGGCUAUUUGAUUUACGGCCAAAUACGCGAUUAUCAAAGUGAAUUUGAAAAAUUAAGAAUAUAUUCACGCUCUUGUGUUGUGUACGACUCAUCCACUGAGAAACCCAAGUGGUUUCACUGUGAAACGCUCCGUAUCCGUGUUCCCUCGGUGACACGGAUCCGUAUGUGUGUCGGGCGGCAGGCGCUCGGCGCAGGAUAGUCAAUUAAUGUAGCGGCCCCGCUCCCCCGCCCGCACCGGCUCUAGCUACGGGACGACAACACCGCGAAACUAUAAAACAAAACAAAAAAUCCCAAAAAAAACAGAGUUAUAAUAGUACGUUAGUUUUAAUUAUAUUUCUGACAAGAAUCGAUGUUUUACUAAAGUUUAUUUACGCGUUCGUCUGCGGCGGCCCGCGGGCCGCCAUGACCGAGCGGCAUCGAACUCACGCAAUACACGAUUUUAACUACACGUAAGCAAUACCACAGUACCUGAAUUAAGGAAGAAAAAAAGUAUAAAAUGUAAUAGUACGGAAAUAGUGGUUGAAGCACGCCGCAUCGCGGCGUCCUGCGGGUUCGAUGGACGUUCAGUUUAGUUUCGGGUGGUCGAUCGUACUAAGGCUUCUGUAAUUGUUAAAUAUUAUUGUCAAAUAAAGUAACGGAUCUUGCAACGUUCGUAUUUGUAAAGCUGGAGCGCUCACCGUUAUGUUCAGCCACUGCAGUAAUCUGGGAGCUGUCUGAAUCAGUCGCGAGACAAGUCGGUCGACGAAUCGGCAGGUUAGCGGUUAGGGUAAACGGUUGUAGGGAACACGAGCGGCGACGCGCGCCGGCUCCGUGCCGGCUCCGUGUCGGCGCCGGCGCGCUCCGUCGGGACGAGGGUGAAACAGCUUGACUCUUUCAUAAUACAGAAAAAAAUUAAGGAACAUGACAUCAGUUUCCGUUGUACUUUGUCCGAAGACAGACGUGUAUGUAGAAGUGGCCGCGCUGGCCGCGACCCGCGUGGUGCCCUCAGAUGUGGGGAGUGAAGUUGAACAAAUACUGCCAAUCGAUUGUAGGUUUAUAAUAAUAAUGAAUAAUGAUUUGUAGAAUUAAACGAUUUCGAAAUAUUGUGUCCCGAAUAUUUCAUAUUUUAUGUAUAGUAUCGAUAACGGUGGCUAAGUGCCGUUCAAAUAUUCCGCUUCGGAAAACGUUCAGUUUCGUUCGUGCCUUCAGACUUCACAAAAUAACUGACAAUAGCAUUGCAAUCGGUUAGCGACACACUGGGAGUUUGGACGGACAGGGCCACCAUGUAAAUGUUUCCUUAAGGCGAGGAUGGAUACAAACUGUGUUCUGUAGAGUACUGAGCGACAGGGCGUUGACUAGAUAGCAGGCGCCGGGCCGCCGUGCCGGCUCCGGCGUGGAUCCGGCGCGGAUCCGACGCGUGGGCUCGGCGCCGUAAGUAAUUUGGUGCGAAUGGGGUUAGAAGAAGGAGCUAAGUUGUAAAAAAACUAGAUUGCUAUAUACAUAAAAUUAAUUAAUGUCAUUAACGGGUCUAACGCGAUACAAUUUCAUUUCUUUUUUCCGAUGUUUUAGCUAGGUUGCACUAACUGUGGUCACGGAAGACUAACGUUCCAGCAAAAUGUCAAUUGAGUUAUUGGUAAACAACACUAAACUACCCGACAUAAGUUUAUAUAAAUAUUCGACAGUAGACAAGCAAAAUUAUCUACCCGUUUCUGAUUAAUGUUUAUUGUCCACGGCACGACACGCAACACUAACAAUAUCCGCACACUGGUCCGAAGAUAGAUCCCUUGGUUGGUUAAUGACAUUAAUUAUGUGUACAAAACGCGAAUUUAAAGCGUUAUAUACAUAAAAUUGUUAGGUUUAAUAGUGUUGGCAUAUUGGGUGUUGUGUAUGGGGAGGUAGUGACGAACGACUGCUCUUGAAUUCUCGAUUGUCGUGCCCCGUGUGAAUGAAAUGGUAGUUAGCUCUGAUUGAUUGAAGCUUUUACGAACUAUUCGAUUUGGCACCCAAUAUGCACAGGAAAAGUAGUUGGUAAUUUUUGAUAUCGAGAAUUCGGCAUUGUGGGACUGAUGGGGCUCAUAUGAUGAGGAUAAAUUUUGUUCGGAUUAUUUGAAUUAUUCUAAAAUUUUCAAUUCGUGUGUGACACGGCUCGCUUCUCUCUGAGACUGGUUCGGUGUGUGCCGGGCGGGGCCGCGGCGCGACUCCCGCGCGAUUGCCGGACGACAGUCGCACGACUGUCGCGCGACUAACGCACAGUCGCCGCGUCGCGCCGCGGCAUCUGACCCGGAUGAGAUUUUGUAUCCAAAGAUUGUAUAGUGUGAUGUAUAACUUCCUAUAGGUUUAUUAUUAUUAUACUAGUAUUUUAUACUUGUUAUUUUUCUAUUGUUUGACACUAGUUCGUAUCGGAAAUGUUUGGAACAUUGUCAGAUCUCCAGAUCGAUUUUAAAAUUUAGCUGUUAUAAUAUAAGUUGUGUACCGAAAUUGUCGAGGCGGCCGCGACGCGAUGCGAUCGUGUCGCGGCGCGUCAUAUUAUAUCACUAUGUAUUUUUUGGGAUGAAGGAAGUUAUGUGAGCGCGCGCUAUGGCAUAAAAUGUUAUCGCGCUGUCGUCUGUCCGUUGUAUUAAAUGCAUUAAGGACCUAAGCUUCGGUAAUGGGUAAACAAGUACGUAGUUAAUGCUUUAAUUUUUCGACUAAUUAUUUUAUUCCUCUGCACGAAAAUUAGUCAUCCAUUUAUAUGGAUGACUAGUUUCUCAGUGGAACAAUAUACAUUGUAAACGAUUAUCGCCUUAAUUAUGUACAUUUUCAUCCCCUAUCGGGCAGUGAAAAAAAUUUGCAAGUAAAAUUGAGGGCUGAUGUGCGCGCAGUGUGUGAGCAUCGUUAUAUAUACCUAAGGCCCUGACAGACGGCGGCGCGGCGCGCUCGAGCGAGGAGCAGUUAAACUGCAUGGUGCUUGUGUAGGAUACUUACUUACGAUGGAUAUCAUUAUAUUAUCUUUUCUUAUACUAAAAUUGUGACGCCUAUUUUUUUUGUAUACGAUUCGAAUCGAUGGAACGCCGCAAGAGAAUGUCCAUGUUUCUAAAUUUAGUAUUUGUUUCUUUCUAACUUCAUGCCCUUUUGUGAGCGACACGUCAAUGUUAUAAAAACCAGACGUGACGCAGGAUGGAAAUGUGACGGUUCGGCGCGGCGUGACGCACGUGACGCAAUGACGCAUGCGACAAAUAAAGCUGACGUGUUAACUCUUCAAUGACGCAUUGUGACAAACCGAACAUAUGUAACUUGACAGUAAAUAUGACUUGUGACGCAGGAUUUGUAACAUUCUGAACAAAACGUAACGUGUUACAAAACUAUAUGACGCAUAUUCAGAUUCAGAUAUUUAUUGAUAAAAUUAUAAAUAAUAUUACACGUCAUACAGCAUACACAUCAUUAUCACAAUACAUUUACAUAAUUAUCACAAUAUACAAUUCAUUGGGAAUAAGACAUAAAGACAAGACAUAAGACAUAAACUACUAUAAUGCAGCGACUUGUGGUUAGAUUUUUGUUGCCAAAAUUUUUGUUCCCCAAUAGCUUUUAUUGUUCCAUUCGCGUUUUUCCCCAUUCUGCUUUUUAACCAGCGUUAAUUUUUUCUGUAGUUAUUUAAUCACGCGUAUGUCCCAGUCGCUUUUUUCCCUAAAGAGUAAUGUUUUCACGAUAGUCACACUAAGUCGAUAGAUAUAACGCACUUACAACCCCUCUGGUGUUGCGGGUGUCCAUGGGCGGCGGUAAUCGCUUACCAUCAGGUGAUCCGUCUGCUCGUUUGCCUCCUAUUUCAUAAAAAAAAAUGGGUAGGUUAGGUUCGUUAGGUAGCUUCAGAUGCACGAAGGGCAUACCGCCCAGAAAUAGGAGCCCGCGUAGCGGGGCUCCGUCGGCUCAGGCUAAGAAGGGCAUGUUCUCGGAAAUAUUACUCUUUGGGAAAAAAAGCGACUGGGACAUACGCGUGUGAUUAAAUUAACUACUGAAAAAAAUUAAUGCUGGUUAAAAAGCAGAAUGGGGAAAAACGCGAAUGGGACUAAAAAUCCCGAUUUUUUUUUUUGGGGAAUUCAUCUAUACAGUCAAUGCAUCUCUGACCUAUAAAGAAACUUAUGACAUCUAAUAAUAAAAUGUACGUACGAGUAUAUUUGACGAUGAAAAUGACUGACUCCCACUAAAUGGAUGAACACAUCAAACAUGUUUUUUUUAUUUUUUUAUUUAUCACAAUAAAUAAAUAAAAAACAUGUUUAAUGUGUCAUGUGACAGGUGGCUUUCCCUUCUUCAUGAAAAACUAGGCACGAAAAAAUGUAAAUAAUGCAAAAUGACUCAGAGUCCGACUAAGCUAACUUUGCACCGACUUGUAUAGAACAAAGUGAGGGAGUGUCGUUAUCGACAGCAUAGUUUCAAAGAUAUUUGACAUUAAUGAUGACAUUGAGACACUUUGUCAUUGCAUAUAGCAUGCAGUUAGUUUGGUCCGAACCUGAUAUUGAAUUGAGUCACAUAAAGAAUUAACUCUUAACUAUAAAAAACUGUUUUUCCUUCACAUGACAUGUGCGAUGUGCGUCAUAUGAGGCAGGUGCGUCACGGGCGUCACGGCGCGCCAGCCGAGUGUCGACAUACACGAGUAUCGGAGCGCGGCUGCGACGCGCGGUGUGCCGUAGGAAAGUUUUACGAUAAAUGGUGAAAAAAUAAAUAAAUUACAAAAA
This is a messenger RNA of Cydia strobilella, 11111 nucleotides long. It is a transcript of the gene Pur-alpha, whose product is annotated as transcriptional activator protein Pur-alpha. Gene Ontology annotation, cellular component: nucleus. Lineage: Eukaryota; Metazoa; Arthropoda; Insecta; Lepidoptera; Tortricidae. Gene Ontology annotation, biological process: regulation of transcription by RNA polymerase II. The record is from RefSeq and is a predicted model, not a curated record. Gene Ontology annotation, molecular function: DNA-binding transcription factor activity, RNA polymerase II-specific; purine-rich negative regulatory element binding; RNA polymerase II transcription regulatory region sequence-specific DNA binding. The transcript is spliced from 10 exons. The coding region runs from base 99 to 962 and encodes 287 amino acids.